Chenopodium quinoa (quinoa) is the source of this 1429-nucleotide messenger RNA. Its product is annotated as zinc finger BED domain-containing protein DAYSLEEPER-like. Gene Ontology annotation, molecular function: DNA binding. The record is from RefSeq and is a predicted model, not a curated record. NCBI's taxonomy places the organism in Eukaryota, Viridiplantae, Streptophyta, Magnoliopsida, Caryophyllales, Amaranthaceae. The transcript has 3 exons. The coding region runs from base 396 to 1109 and encodes 237 amino acids.
CCCCGUUCCCGCCCCGCCCCGCCUGACCCACUCCAUACCCGACCCAUACCCGCUUUAUACCCACCCCAUACCCGCAUAAGACCCGACUAGCCAUAGCAUAAUACGAUUAAAAAAAAAAAAUUACUACACCUAAUGAAAUCUAACCCAGUAACCCACUUACCCAAUACCCACCCUCAUUCAGUCAUUCACUCAUUCUCAAAACAAAAACCCUAGCCUCACUGCCUCACUCUCUCCUCUCACAGUCUCACUGCGCUGAAUCUCUUCCUCAAGCCUCAAACCCCUCUCUUCGAUCCUUCUUCUUCAACCUCGUGGUCCUCGUCUGCAAUCAAAUCUCUUCGAUCCUUCUUCUUCAACCUCGAUCUUGCAAGGCUGCAACUCAUUCAAUUUAGGGGAGAAUGACAUCUAAAAAUGAGAAUAACGCUAGUGUUCCCACUUCCGCUAGUAAUACUCCAAUUGCAAUAGAUGAUGAUGAAAGUCCUCUAGAGACUAAUUCCGAUCCUUCUCUCCUACCAAUUACUAGUAGGCAUACUUCGGCAGUGUGGUCUGAUUUUAAGAGAAAGAGAGUUGGGGAUGUGAUAAAAGCUGAGUGCAACCAUUGCUCCAAGCUACUUGCUGGUGGGUCAAAAGCAGGAACUACUCAUUUGAAAGAUCAUAUAAAAAUAUGUCCAAAGAGAGUAUGUCAAGAUCUUCGACAAACAAGAAUGUUUGGUACAAAAAAAAACUUGAAUGAUAAGAAUGACACGAUGACAUUGGCUCCUUACGAAUUCCACCAAGAAGAUGGAAGAAGAGACUUGGCAGAGAUGAUUAUUUUGCAUGAGUAUCCAAUUAGCAUGGUUGAGCAUAUUGGUUUUAGAAAAUAUAGCAAGACACUCCAACCUGGAUUUAAAGUGCCGUAUUGCAACACAACUAGAAAAGAUAUUAUGAAAAGAUAUGAGCUUGAGAAGGAGAAUGUUGCAACCUUGUUGAGGAAAGCAAAGGGUAAGAUUGCCUUAACUACUGACAUGUGGACAGCUGACAACCAGAGAAAAGGUUAUAUGGCGGUCACCUCACAUUUUAUUGAUAAUACAUGGAAGUUGCAAAGUCGGAUCAUAAGAUUGUGGAGAAUUUAAGGAUGAUGAAUAUGCUAAAUUAGUGGGAGAAUUAGAGGAAGGAUUUGAAACAUGUGAUAUCGAUUCUGGAACAAGUGGACUUUGCACCGAAUAAUUCAAGGCCUAAUGAAUUUCUUGUUAUGUAUUUGAAUAUUUGUAGACUUGUAGUUAUUUUUAAUAUUUGGACUUUGGACAAUUUGGAGUUAGUGUUUUUUUUUUUUUCUCUUAUGUACUACUAAUUUUAAGUUUUUUAAUAUGUAGUAAUGUAGUAUGUAUGCCUAAGGUGUUGCACUUUAUGAAAAUGGUUGAUCUUGCAGUGGUUUUUGUUGGAUUUGAGUUAA